AUGUACGAACCCCACCUCGUCAACCCGACGAACCACUACGGUACCCAUGAGAACGAGGGCAUGUCGCUGCUCGAUGAGCUGGACAAGAUCGCCCCUAUACAGAGCUUUGACGCCUUUCCAAAGGUCGAAGAGACGUAUACGAUAAAGUCAAGAAGGGGAGGGGUGUUGACAGCGGUCAUGGGGUUCUUGAUAUUCCUCCUCGUUUUGAACGACUUGGGAGAGUACCUCUACGGAAAUCCAGACUAUGCUUUUGCGGUGGACGACGAUCUGCAGAAAGAUCUUCAGCUGAACGUGGACAUGACUGUUGCUAUGCCAUGCCAUUACCUCACGAUAGACUUGAGAGAUGCUGUUGGAGAUAGAUUACACCUUAGCAAUUCCUUUGUGAAGGACGGGACCAACUUCAACAUUGGGAAAGCCCAUUCCAUCAAAAACGCGGCCUCUCCUUUGUCCCCUUCCGCCUCUGAAGUCAUCUCCUCCUCCCGCCGCCACACUCCCAACCAGAAGUCCUUCUUCUCCGGUAUCUCCCGAUUCUUCUCGUCCUCGCCAGACCGCAAGACCGCCUCCGCCUACCGACCUACAUACGACAAGGUGGCGGAUGGACCAGCGUGUAGGGUCUAUGGAAGUGUAGAGGUCAAGAAGGUGACGGCGAACCUGCACAUCACGACGUUGGGUCAUGGGUAUAUGAGCUUUGAGCAUACGGACCACAACUUGAUGAACUUGUCUCAUAUCGUGCACGAGUUUUCCUUUGGACCGUUCUUCCCUGCCAUCUCGCAACCCCUUGACAAGACGUACGAGAUUGCCGAUCAGCCCUUCACAAUAUUCCAAUACUUUCUCCGUGUCGUCCCCUCGACCUACAUUGACUCUUCUCGUCGCAAGCUUGUCACCUCCCAAUACGCAGUCACCGACUACUCUCGCUCCUUUGAGCAUGGGAGGGGCGUGCCGGGAUUGUUCUUCAAGUACGAUCUAGAGCCAAUGUCGAUCAUCAUUAGGGAAAGGACGACGACGUUGUAUCAGUUCUUGAUCCGUCUCAUGGGUGUUGUCGGUGGUGUUUGGACGGUUGCGGCUUUCGGUCUGCGAGUCUUCAACCGCGCUCAGCGUGAAGUAGCUCGCAAGAUCGUCGGUGAAAAGGAAUUCAUCCGGUCUGCCACCACCCACACCCCUUCUCCCGCGCUUGUCCACCGAGAGUCCUCCGGCUACUUUGGCGGCGCCCCGGGGAUGAUGUCGAGGGCGACGAGCUGGGUGAAGGGGGGCAGCCCAGGUGGAGCUGAUUUGGGUGGCAACUGGAAUAGAUGA
Messenger RNA from Cryptococcus wingfieldii CBS 7118, 1293 nucleotides. RefSeq names its product endoplasmic reticulum-Golgi intermediate compartment protein 2. Gene Ontology annotation, biological process: endoplasmic reticulum to Golgi vesicle-mediated transport; retrograde vesicle-mediated transport, Golgi to endoplasmic reticulum. The transcript has 7 exons. The coding region runs from base 1 to 1293 and encodes 430 amino acids. The record is from RefSeq and is a predicted model, not a curated record. Lineage: Eukaryota; Fungi; Basidiomycota; Tremellomycetes; Tremellales; Cryptococcaceae. Gene Ontology annotation, cellular component: Golgi membrane; COPII-coated ER to Golgi transport vesicle; endoplasmic reticulum membrane.